Molecule: messenger RNA, 1709 nt
Organism: Trifolium pratense (red clover)
Lineage: Eukaryota; Viridiplantae; Streptophyta; Magnoliopsida; Fabales; Fabaceae
Product: strigolactone esterase RMS3
Exons: 2
Coding region: 589-1395 (268 amino acids)
Source: RefSeq, a predicted model, not a curated record
GAGAACAUUCAUUCAGCCGAAAUGACCUUCCAGAAUGUUCCAUGCAUAGAAUUGGACCUAAGGUAUGGAUUUCAAGUUUGAAUCAACCAUGACCCAAUCUGAAACAAUAUGCAUGAGGUUAGGAUUUUAGAGUGAGAAUCCUUUUGCAUGAGAAUGAUAUAUAAUUCUCAGUGCAGAGCUAGGAUCAUAAAUGUGAAGACGAAUAUGGUGUUCUCGCCAUUAAUAAAUAUUGGAAUAAUGAUGAAAUAACUUCUGUGACCAUCGAACGGAAUCACAUAAUUUUGAACCAACGCAUCGAUCUCGAUGCUGAAUCGGACUCAUUACAUUGCCCAUCCAAAACUAUAUAUUUAUCUCAUUUUAAAUAAAACUAUCAAUUUGUUUUGCCAGAUGGAAUAUUCUAACCCUAUAAAUACCACUCAACUAAAGGAAAGGCUCCAUGAGAUAGAAAAUAAGAAUAGAAUAUUGCUUUGGCUCAUAUCCAAAAUUCCCAAAAGACAAACGCCAAAAAUAAAACCCAUAUCCAAAACAUAAAUCUAUUGUUCCAAUCCACUGCCACACCAAGCCUUUGUUGACCAACUGUCCAAAAACAUGGGCAGUACUUCCAUCCUCGAUGCACUCAAUGUCCGUGUUGAAGGCUCCGGCGACAAAUACCUCGUUUUCGCUCAUGGCUUCGGCACCGACCAAUCUGCGUGGCAGCGCGUGCUCCCUUACUUCACCCGUAACUACAAAGUCAUUCUCUAUGACCUUGUUUGUGCCGGUAGCGUCAACCCCGAUUACUUCGAUUACCGUCGCUACACUGCUCUCGACGCUUACGUCGAUGACCUCCUUAACAUCCUUGACUCCCUCCACGUCACUCGCUGUGCUUAUGUUGGUCACUCCAUCUCCGCCAUGAUAGGAAUGUUAGCUUCCAUUCGCCGCCCUGAACUCUUCUCUAAACUCAUCCUCAUCGGUGCUUCCCCAAGAUUCUUGAAUGAUGGAGAAAAUUACCAUGGAGGAUUUGAGCAAGGAGAAAUUGAGCAUGUAUUUUCUGCAAUGGAAGCAAACUAUGAAGCGUGGGUGAACGGUUUUGCGCCGUUGGCGGUUGGCGCGGAUGUUCCGGCGGCGGUUAGAGAAUUUUCUAGAACUCUAUUCAACAUGAGACCAGACAUAACACUUUUUGUUUCAAGAACAGUUUUCAACAGUGAUCUGAGAGGGAUUUUAGGAUUGGUUAAAGUACCUUGUUGUAUUAUGCAAACGGCGAGGGACAUGUCGGUUCCAGCGGCGGUGGCGACGUACAUGAAGGAGCAUCUUGGCGGGAAGAGUACGAUUCAGUGGCUGGACACGGAGGGGCAUCUUCCUCAUUUGAGUGCUCCUUCUUACUUGGCUCAUCAGUUAGAGAUAGCACUUUCGCAGUAACGCGUGGGGUUUAAGAUUGUGUUGGGCGCGUGAAUUUGGGUUGUUAAAUAUAGUAAGCUGACCAAUAGUACUGGUCUAAUCUCUAGAAAGGGACACGUGUCGAAUAAUGUGUGGGUUUUGGGUCAUAGAGUUCAUGAGAUUUUUAAUUUAGGAUAAGAAUCUGCACGUGAUGUCAUGUGAUGUGUGGCCAUUUUUAGGUUUUUCUCUUUUAAUUUGUAGUAAUUGUAAAAGGAAACAAAGAAAAAGAAAAAAAAAAGAAAAAGAAAUGUCUUGUUUCUUUUAUUAUAUAGUAUAAUCAUCGUGAUUAAUUAGUA